Molecule: messenger RNA, 3893 nt
Organism: Naegleria lovaniensis
Lineage: Eukaryota; Heterolobosea; Eutetramitea; Acrasida; Naegleriidae
Exons: 1
Molecular function (GO): protein binding
Source: RefSeq, a predicted model, not a curated record
UGGAAAAAUCAGCAAAUCAAAACAAUGAAGAAGCAUUACUAAUGCUUGGAACCAUCUACCAUACCGGCCAAUACAUUCAAAAAGAUUUAACAAAAGCUAUUGGCUACUAUGAAAAAGCUGCAAUGCUAGGCCAUUCUAACUCUCAGUUUAUACUUGGUUCAAUGUAUUUAAAUGGACAAGAAGGAGUGGUUGAGAAAAACUUCGAGAAGGCAGCAGAAUGGUUUGAAAAAUCAGCCAAUCAAGGAAAUGGUCAGGCCCAAAUAAGUCUUGCAGCCCUCUAUGAAGCAGGUUUAGGCGUUGAGCAAGACUACUCAAAAUCAUUGCAACUAUUAGAAACAGCUUCUAUGAAUGGCCUCUUACAAGCUAAACUACUACUGGGCAUUAUGUAUUUAAAUGGAUCUGCUGUGGUUGGAGGUGACAAGAAUGAAUAUAUUGCAUUUAAUUAUUUCGAAGAAGCUGCUGAGCAGGGGCACGCACAAGCUCAGAACAAUCUUGCACUAAUGUAUCGAGAUGGAAUAGCGUGCUCACAAGACUUUGCAAAAGCGUUAGAAUGGAGUCAAAAAGCAGCUAUACAAGGUCAUGCGAAUGCGCAAGCUGUUCUUGGGCAAUUAUUUGAAAAGGGUUCCAGCGAUGGAACGAUUGCUCAAGAUUUGGAAAAGGCUUUCGAAUGGUAUUCCAAAUCUGCAGACCAAGGAGACCCAGAAGGUCAGUUUCUGCUGGGGAAAAUGUAUUUUAUUGGUCAGUAUGUAACUCAAGACUCAACAAAAGCAAGGGAAUACACUGAGAGAUCAGCAUUGCAAGGAUAUGCUCUAGCACAGGCAUCCAUGGGUUAUUGGUAUUUCAGUGGACAGGGAGUGCAACAAGAUCUCACAAAAGCAAGAAUAUGGUACGAAAUGGCAGCAAAUCAAGGAAAUCUAAUGGCUCAAAUUAAUCUUGCUGUGCUUUAUUUAAAUGAACAAUUCUGUGAACAUGAUGAUUCUAAAGCAAGACAAUGGCUUGAAAAAGCUGCAUUACAAGGACACGAUCAAAGUCAAUUUCUCCUAGGGCAAAUGUAUGAAAAGGGCCAAGGGUUGCCACAACCAAACUUCUCAACAGCUUUAGAAUGGUAUGAAAAAGCAGCUGAUCAAGGUUAUUCACUUGCAGAAUAUGCUGUAUCUAUGCUUUACGAAAAAGGUUCUGACUCCAUACCCCAAGAUCAAGUGAAAGCUUUGGAGUUUUGUGAAAAAGCUGCCGAACAUGGUCAUAUUGAAGCUCAAUACAAUGUUGCCAGGAUGUACGAAAGCGGAAUUGGAACAUCACUGCCAAACUUGACAAGUGCAUUUGAGUGGUAUGAAAAAGCAGCAAAUCAAGGUCAUGCAAAUUCUCAAUUCAAACUUGCACUCUUGUAUGCAAGAGGAUAUGAACUCUAUUGUUUGAAUUACAAGCAAGAUGCAAAGAAAGCAAUCGAAUGGUUGGAGAAGGCUGCCCUGCAAGAACACUUGGGAGCGCAGUAUUGCUUGGCAAAAUUAUACUUCUUUGGAAAGUGUAAUGAAUUGAUGGUAGAUCCUGAUUAUGCGAAGGCAUUGUUUUGGUUUGAAAAGGCUUCAACAACUCACAAUCAUGAGAAAAGUCAACGAGCUCUCGGUUUCAUGUACAGUAAUGGGUUAGGUUUGACAUGUUGUGAUUAUUCAAAAGCUUUGGAAUUUUAUGAAAAAUCAGCCAUUCAAGGAAAUAUAAUUUCACAAUAUUCCAUUGGAUUAUUGUAUGAGUGUGGGCAUGUCGGUAGUCAGGAUAACAAUCAAUCAAAAGCCCUAGAAUGGUAUGAAAAAGCAGCCAAUCAGGGACACACCAACGCUCAAUAUCGUAUUAUUUGCCUAUUCAUUCAGCAUGGUGAAAACGAUUUGUAUUCUCCAUUGAAAGACAUUGCAUUACAGUUUUUAGAAGAAAAGGUCUCUAGGAAUGAUGAAAUAGCUCAAUUUAUACUUGGCUUUUUAUAUCAAAAUGGUGUUGGUACCAAACCACAAGAUUAUGUGAAAUCCAUGGAAUGGUUUGAAACAGCAGCUCAUCAUGGAAAUGUCAUGUCUGCUUAUCAAAUGGGACUGAUGUACCGGUUAGGAAUACAGAAAAAAUACGUCUCAAACAGUGGUAGUAUGACAGCCAUGAGAUGGUUUGAAAAGGCAGAUGAUUUAAAGAAAAAGCAAACCAAUCAAAAUCCAGUUUCAAACACACUUGAAAAUGACAAACAACAGUUCGAGUUUGUGAAUCCACACAACAACAACACCGACACACCGGCAGUCCUAAGUUGUGACUGCAAUUUUUUACAUUGGUAUCAGUAUUUUGCUCUCGAUGAAAACGACAAUAUUUUUGCUCAAUAUCAUUUAGCUAACAUGUACUAUUAUGGAAUAGCAAUUGAAAUAGACUACACCAAAGCUUUACAGUAUUUUGAAAAAGCAGCAUCUCAUAAUCACGAACCCUCAUUAAGCACUCUCGGAUUGAUGUACCAAAAUGGGCAAGGAACUUCAAAAGAUAACUUCAAAGCUAUUGAAUGUUAUGAAAAAUCUUCUCAACAAGGAAAUGCUAAUUCACAAUUUGCUUUAGGAUUUCUGUAUGAAGGUUUGUAUGGACCUCCAAAGGACUUGAAAAAAGCAUGUGAAUGGUAUGAAAAAGCAGCUGAAAAUAAUAUUUCUGGAGCUCAAAACAAUCUUGGAUUAAUCUACCAAAAAGGAAGCGAUGAAAUAGUACAAGAUUUAGAAAAAGCCUUCCACUAUUUUGAAAUGGCGGCUCAUCAAGGAGAAAAAACUGCUCAGUAUCAAUUGGCUCUCUGUUACAAGAACGCACUAGGAACUCGAGAAAAGAAUUACGAAAAAGCAAUGGAAUGGUUCCAAAAAUGUGCAUUACAAUGGCAUCCCGAUGCAUCUUAUCAACUUGGAUUAUUGUAUUUGCAAGGAUUAGGUAUCCCUGAAAAAGAUGAAUUGAAAGCUGUUGAAUAUUUUGAGAAGGCAGCUCGAGAUGGACAUGCAGAUGCAGCCUACGAACUUGGAAGAUUGUAUGAUCGAUCAACACAUUCAGACACAAUACUAGAAAGAGGAGGGUCUUCAAGUAUAAUUCCUCAUAAUCAAUACAAGGCUUUUGAAUGGUAUUUGGAGGCAGCUGAAUAUGGACAUGUGAAUUCCAUGUUUUAUGUGGCUCAAUUUUAUGACAAGGGAUUGGAGACACAACUCGAGAAAGAUUUAUCAAAGGCUUUUGAAUGGUAUGUCAAAGGAGCGCAACAUGGACAUGCUUUGGCUCAGUACCAUGUUGGUUUGUUUUAUUUACAUGGAAAACAUCGCCGAAAACAACAAGAGACGGAUCAUGUUGAACAAGACAACACCACACAAGUUGAAGGAAAUGUUGAUAAUACAUCACAAGAAAGCCAGAAUGUAAUAACGGCACUGGAAUGGCUCGAAAAGAGUGCAUUGCAAGGUAAUGAUCUUGCAGAAUUUACUCUUGGACAAAUGUUUGAACACAGACUGACCACAGAAGAGGGUCAAAUCUUGAGUGUGAUUGAGAAGGAUGAAUUGAAGGCAAUGGAAUGGUACGAAAAAUCAGCACAGAAAGGAAAUGUCUUGGCUAGUGAUCGGCUGGCAUUCUUGAGAGAAAAACAUCGAAAUAUACAAGAAUGUGAAAAUAACAGCAAGGAUACAGCGGAUAAGAUCCCUCAGGAAGAGACAAAGCUGUCUGAAAUCGUUAGUACGGUCCAAAAAACAGAUGUUACUCCAACCAUGAAAACAACGAAGCAAGAGUCUCAAGAAAUAUCUAUCAUUGUUUCGCCUGAAAUUAGUGAAAUAAGGAAUAACACAGUGCAAAGUCCAACCGAAAAACAACCAAGACAAGAGCCAAAUACUGAAUCAACAUGUUGUUGCAGCAUUUUGUAA